Messenger RNA from Panthera uncia (snow leopard), 2045 nucleotides. RefSeq names its product cyclic nucleotide binding domain containing 2 (gene CNBD2). NCBI's taxonomy places the organism in Eukaryota, Metazoa, Chordata, Mammalia, Carnivora, Felidae. The coding region runs from base 226 to 2016 and encodes 596 amino acids. The transcript is spliced from 12 exons. The record is from RefSeq and is a predicted model, not a curated record. Gene Ontology annotation, molecular function: cAMP binding. Gene Ontology annotation, biological process: spermatogenesis.
AAUUCCUUCCCACUGCCUUCUCUUCCAGAACCCUCCAUUGUGACGUAAGGAGAUUCUGAGAAUGAGAUUUUCUCAGAACUCAAGGCUUUCAGAAGCUGUUGGUAGGGUAUGAGGAGUGGAGAGGAGCUUCUACCUUGCCACUGCAGGAAGCUAUUUGUUUCUAAUAUAAGUGGAUUCUUUGGGAAGGAUUUGUGGUCCUACCCUUGAAAGGCAAAGGGGCUCGUUAUGCCAUUUGCCAGCUCAGGAACCAUGAGGAGAUAUAGAGUGUCUUAUUCAUGGCAGAUCCUGAAGAAGGAACUGGGGCUGUACCGGCUCACCAAGGAUAUCAUUGUGAUGAUCCGAGUGUGUAAAAUGUUCCGCCAAGGCCUUGGGGGAUUUCGGGAAUAUCAGAUCAUUGAGACUCCUCACAGAAAGCACCCUAUCUUUUCCUUCUGGGAUAAAAGGAAGCAAGGCCGAAUCACAUUUGAUACCAUGGACUUUGUUGCAGAGGAGGGUCACCUUCCUCCAAGGGCCAUUCAGAUCAUGCAGAAGCUGCCUUCCUGGAGGACAGAGCCUGAGAUCCAGGCCCUCUAUAACCUCCUGCAGGUUCUGAACAGCUACCGCAACUACUCAGAGCCCCUGCAGCUGCUCCUGGCCAGAGUCAUGCGCUUUGAACGGUUUGGUCGCAGACGUGUGAUGGUCAAGAAGGGGCAGAGGGGCAACAGCUUUUAUUUCAUCUACAUGGGCACAGUCGCAGUGACUGAGGAUGAGGAUGGCAGCAGUGCCUUCCUGGACCCCCACCCAACGUUGUUGCACAAGGGCGACUGUUUUGGGGAAUUGGGCCUUAUGAGUCCUUCAGUAAGGAGGGCCACCGUGGUCUGUAUGGAAGAAACAGAGUUCCUGGUUGUCGACAGAGAAGAUUUCUUUGCUAAUAAGCUGGAUCAGGAAUUCCAAAAGGAUGCUCAGCAUCGGUUUGAAUUUUUUAGGAAGAUGGAUCUGUUUGAGUCGUGGUCUGAUGAAAAGCUCUGGAAGCUUGUAACCCUGGGGAAGGUGGAGAAGUUCUCGUAUGGCCAGCUAUGGCCAUACUUACAUGUCUUAAAAGACUUCAUAGAAUCACCCUCCAUCAUGUUUGUCUGCAAGGGCAGCUGUGAAGUCCUGCGUCUGAUAGACCUUGGGACCUCGCCUUUCUACUACAAGUGGAUCUGGCAGCAUCUGGAGCUGAUAGACGACACAUCUCUGAAGACCCACCUCAAUGAACCUUCUCCUGUGGAGAGAUUUAAGGAAUUCCAGAUAAAAUCAUAUCCUGUACAGGACUUUAGUACUCUGAAACUUAAGCACCUCCAGAAAGCCUGGGAGCAACAGGGGUCCAGCUUCAGUAGGAGGAUUAAAACCUCAGGAAAUACUCUUCCAAAGACCUUGGGCCCGAAGAUCAAAUCUAGGCAUCCACAUUCCCUCAAAUGUCCCAUGAUCAAUACUGAGUAUGGUGAACUCCCUGAGGAGGCUGCAGUGGGUGCCUACAUCAAGAUCCACACUGUAGAGGAAGGAGAAACUGUGGGCCUUCACCAGAUCCUCCUGCCGGAGAACCAGCGUGACAUGCGGCCCCUGGUCCUUGUGAGCCUGGGAGCCGAGGUGAUACGGAUAAGGAGAGAAAAAUUUUGGGAACUGAUUGACAGCGAGGUAAAAGAGAAGUUGUACAGAUUCCAGAUCAAGUACCCCAGUGAUGAAGAUAUGUGCCAGAAGUUCCUCCAGGAGAACAGCUGGAAUAUCUUUCGGAAGGACCUGAUGCGGCUGCUGCUGAAGCCUCGCCAGCGUCCACCAUUCAUUCCAAUCCGGCCCAAGAAGAAAGGGAUCUACAACCCCAAGAGUUUGGUGCUGGAUUUGUGUAGCCUCGACAAGGAGACUAAACCUUGUUAUCCCAUUUUUAUGGCACCCCAGAAAUACCUCCCCCCAUUGAGGAUUGUCCAAGCCAUCACAGCCCCCCGGUACAAAAUCCAAGAACUCCUGCCUCAGUAUAAGAAUGCAGGAGUCCUUGUUUAGACCCAAUAAAAGAUGGGUUGGUCACCAUG